This is a messenger RNA of Suillus paluster, 306 nucleotides long. RefSeq lists its product as uncharacterized. The coding region runs from base 1 to 306 and encodes 101 amino acids. The record is from RefSeq and is a predicted model, not a curated record. The transcript has 3 exons. NCBI's taxonomy places the organism in Eukaryota, Fungi, Basidiomycota, Agaricomycetes, Boletales, Suillaceae.
AUGCACCCGUCUGUUCGAGUGCUAGCUCAUAAGCCCCUUAUCAGCUUCAUUGGAAAGCGUGUAUGGUCCGCUGCAGCAAGUCCUUCUCACCCUCAUCCAGCAGCACCUCCAGAAUGGCAAAAGUCCUUUUCUGAUAUCAUGCAGAAAGCUGCUCCUCAUAGCUCAUCUCGAGCAUCGCAAUCUCAGGACCAUCCCGUUGUCUUGGAGUUCUGGGAAGCUCCAGCACGUUUCUCGAGUCCGAGUUCGAGGUACUUGGACCAAGUAGAGAUAGAUGCCAUACUGAGUGGCGGAGCUUCUCUGCGAUAA